This is a messenger RNA of Ochotona princeps (American pika), 831 nucleotides long. It is a transcript of the gene SURF2, whose product is annotated as surfeit 2. Lineage: Eukaryota; Metazoa; Chordata; Mammalia; Lagomorpha; Ochotonidae. The transcript has 6 exons. Bases 70 to 831 code for a protein of 253 amino acids. The record is from RefSeq and is a predicted model, not a curated record.
GGGCGUCUGCUUCCGGGGCGGCCGCCGAGCCCCGCCCGCCCCCGGCUCCACGUGGUGCGCGCGGCGGCCAUGGCCGAGCUGCCGGCCGAGCUCCCGGCCGAGGUGCGAGCCUUCCUGCGAGAGCACCCGAGCCUCCGGCUGCUGCCCGGCACGCUCAAGGUCCAGUGCUCCCUGACCGGCCACGAGCUGCCCUGCCGCCUGCCUGAGCUCCAAGUCUACACCCGCGGCAAGAAAUACCAGCGGCUGGCGCGCGCCUGCCCCGCCUUUGACUACGCCGAGUUCGAGCCGCACAUCGUGCCGAGCACCAAGAACCCGCACCAGCUGUUCUGCCGGCUCACCCUGCGGCACCUCAACAAGUGCCCGGAGCACGUGCUGAGACACACGCGCGGCCGUCGCUUCCAGAGAGCCCUGCGCGAGUAUGAGGAAUGUCACAAGCGAGGGAAGGAGUUUGUGCCCGCCUGCCUGCGGCACCGCCGACAGCACCGGCAGGACAAGCCAGACGGCGCCGGGCCCGAGCAGAAAGCCUUCUGGGAGCCCACGCCAGGGGACGAGGAGGGGACCCUGAGUGACGACAGCAUGACAGACCUGUACCCACCGGAGCUGUUCAGCAGGAAGGACCUGGGGGGGCCCGAGAGCACGGAUGGUGGCCCCCUAACAGAUGAGGAUGACAUGAGGCCGGGGCACCCGGCAGGGCGGAGGAGGAAGGACAAGGACAAGGACCCGCAGCGGGUCCCCAAGCGUCAGAAGAAGCAUGUGGGCCCUGCGCAGAGGAAGUUCAGACGCCGUCAUGGCACCGCGGGUUCCAGCUGCUGCCAGCAGCCAGGCUCCUGA